CGGCAGCGGCGGCUUCCGGGCCCAGCGCGAAUCCGGCCCCCGCGGCGGGACCCGGGCAGGUCUGGACACGCCCCGCCCGGGCUGCAGCCCGAGAGGAUGGAAACACCUGCCCGGCCAUGUCUCUGGGCCGCCUCCUGCGCCGGGCCUCCGACCUCCUGACCCUGGCGCCGGGCGCCGGCGGCUCCCCUGCCGUCCUGGACGGCGAGAUCAUCUACUCCAAGAACAAUGUCUGUGUGCACCCACCUGAGGGGCUGCCGGGGCUGGGGGAGCACCACCCAGGUUACCUGUGCUUGUACCUGGAGAAGGACGAGAUGCUGGGCGCCACCCUCAUCCUGGCCUGGGUCCCCAACUCCCGCAUCCAGAGGCAGGACGAGGAGGCCCUGCGGUACAUCACGCCCGACAGCUCCCCAGUGCGCAAGGCGCCGCAUCCCCUGGGCCGGCGCGCCCCGGGCUCGGGGGCCCCCCACCAGGCCUCCCCCACCCCGGUGCUCAAAGACGAGGACAUCCUAGCGGAGGGCCAGGGGCCGGCCGACGCCGUACACGUCGGCUCCUCUGCCGAGGAAGAGCCGAGCGGGGCCCCGGGCCCCGGGGUGGACGGAGCCCUCCCGGCCCGGCAGCCGGCCCUCGGCGAUGCCGGCACCUCCUCGGCAGGUACUGAGCCGGGGGAGGAGGAGGGCUCCCUGGAGCUGUCGGCCGACGGCGUGAGCAGGGACAGCUCCUUCGACUCGGACUCCGACGCCUUCUCCUCGCCCUUCUGCCUCUCGCCCAUCAGCGCGGCCCUGGCCGAGAGCAGCAGCUCCGUGUUCCUGGAGAGUGGCAACAGCUCUCCCUCCAGCUCGGAUGCCAACCUGCGUUCCCCGGAGGGCAGCGGCGCACCGCAGAGCCCACACUGGGACGAGCCGCCGCGAGUGUGCGCCCUGGAGCAGACCUGCAGCGUGUUCCGCGUGGACCUGGGCCACAUGCGCUCCCUGCGCCUCUUCUUCAGUGACGAGGCCUGCACCAGCGGCCAGCUGGUGGUCGCCAGCCGGGAGAGCCAGUACAAGGUCUUCCACUUCCACCACGGCGGCCUAGACAAGCUGUCGGACACGCUGCAACGGUGGAAGUGCUCCACGGACACGCACCUCAAAGAGCAGCAGCUCGCCGACGAGAGGACGUGCCUGCAGUUCUCCAUCCGGCGGCCCAAGCUGCCCUCCUGCGAGACCCACCCCGAGGAGAGCGCCUACCGCAGGCUGGACGGCGCCGCCUGGCUCAGCCACCUCAACGCCCUAGGACAGCUGGAGGAGGAGCACAAGCUCCGCAAGGCCAUUUUCUUCGGCGGCAUCGACGUGUCCAUGCGCGGGGCGGUCUGGCCCUUCCUGCUGCGCUACUACAGCCCCGAGUCCACGGCGCAGGAGCGGGAGGCGCUGCGGGCGCACAAGCGGCAGGAGUACGCGGCCAUCCAGCGGCACAGGCUCUCCAUGACGCCGGAGGAGCACAGGGCGUUCUGGCGCAACGUGCAGUUCACGGUGGACAAAGACGUGGUCCGCACGGAUCGCAGCAGCCAGUUUUUCCGGGGCGAGGGCAACCCCAACGUGGAGAGCAUGAGGAGGAUCCUGCUGAACUACGCCGUGUACAACCCGGCCAUCGGCUACUCCCAGGGCAUGUCCGACCUGGUGGCGCCCAUCCUGGCCGAGGUCCUGGACGAGUCGGACACGUUCUGGUGUUUUGUGGGUCUGAUGCACAACACGAUCUUCGUGAGCUCCCCUCGGGACGAGGACAUGGAGAAGCAGCUGCUGUACCUGCGGGAGCUGCUGCGGCUGACGAACCCGCGCUUCUACCAGCACCUGGUGUCCCUGGGCGAGGACGGCCUGCAGCUGCUCUUCUGCCAUCGCUGGCUCCUGCUCUGCUUCAAGCGGGAGUUCCCCGAGGCGGAAGCCUUGCGGAUCUGGGAGGCCUGCUGGGCCCACUACCAGACAGACUACUUCCACCUCUUCAUCUGCGUGGCCAUCGUGGCCAUCUAUGGGGAUGACGUCAUUGAGCAGCAGCUGGCCACCGACCAGAUGCUGCUGCACUUUGGAAACCUGGCCAUGCACAUGAACGGGGAGCUGGUUCUCAGGAAGGCGAGGAGUUUGCUGUAUCAGUUCCGCCUCCUGCCCCGCAUCCCCUGCAGCCUGCACGACCUCUGUAAGCUGUGUGGGACCGGCAUGUGGGACAGUGGCUACAUGCCCGCCGUGGAGUGCACCGGCCAGCACCCGGGCUCCGAGAGCUGCCCCUACGGGGGCACCGUGGAGCCGCCCUCGCCCAAGCCCCCGAGGGAGAGCAGGAAGGGCCCGAAGGUGCCCAGGGAAGUCUUUGCUUUCCGCAGAUAGGUGGAGCUGGCCGCCCCAGACCAGGACCCAGGGACCCCCCCCCCCCAGAGGUCUGGGGCAGGUGGGGUGGGGAGGGGCCCGGGCAUGGUGGAAUCGUCCGGAAGGGAACCCCUCGUCGUAACAGCGGCAAAGUCGGCGUCCAAGAGUGACAGAGGUCAGGCCCGCCGGCACCCCGAAAAGAGCCGGGAAACGCAGCCGCCCCACCCGCUCGGGCUGCUGGCUGCCUCUGGGAGCCCAGCGCACCCCAGGAGGGGCCUCCAGCUUCCUUAGCGACCGAUGACCGCGCCCGGCCGUGGAGAAGGCGGAGGGAGAGGCCCCAGGCAUCUGCCCAUGUCGGGGCGUGUGGACAGCAGCAGGGGUCCCGUCCAGGCAAGCUAGCCAGCAGGGCCUGUUCUCUUGGGGCUAAGCGCACUUCCCGUGGUUUUCCCAGCGGCCCCUGGAGGCCCACGUCUGCCCCCACCCCCCACCCCGGGAAAACCAGCCCGACUACUGUGUAGACAGGUUAGGAGCUGCAGGGAGCCCCGGGGCUGGGGGCCUCUCGCCCGCCGGCCACACGGUGGAUGCCCCUGGCCUGCCCCUGUGUGGGGUUCCUUCCCCCGAGCUGGAGUCUUUGUGAGCCCUUGGGGGUGUUGGGGGUCGACCCUAGCAAGCACAGCAGCCAGAGGGGGGCUCAGCGGCUUAGGGUUGUGUGUGCAUGCAUGUGUGUGUUGUGUCCAUGUGUGUGUGUGUGUGUUUGUGGGCAGGCCUGUGUGUGUGUGUAUGUGUGCAUUUAUGUGGGGGGCAGACUGUCGAUGUGUGUGUUGUGUGCAUGUAUGUGUGUGUGUGGGCAUACUGUGUGCUAUGUGUACGUGUGUGCAUGUGUGUGUGUGUGUGGGCAGACCUGUGUGUUCAUGGUACAUGUGUGGGGGGGGGCAGACCUGUGUGUUCAUGGGUAUGUGCGUGCAUGUGAGUAUGUGUGUGUGGGUGUGUGGGCAGACUGUUGAUGUGUGUAUUGUGUGCAUGUAUGUGUGUGUGUGUGGGCAGACUUGUGUGUGCUAUGUGUACGUGUGUGCAUGUGUGUGUGUGUGGGCAGACCUGUGUGUUCAUGGGUAUGCGCGUGCAUGUGGGGGGGCAGACCUGUGUGUGCUAUGCAUAUGUGUGUGCAUGUGUGUGUGUGGGCAGACCUGUGUGUGCUAUGUGUACGUGUGUGCAUGUGUGUGUGUGUGGGCAGACCUGUGUGUUCAUGGGUAUGCGCGUGCAUGUGUGUGUGUGCAGGGUCCCCUGCGGAAGCCCUGCUGUGUCCCAGGGAAGAGGUCAUGUAUUAAGUGCCCAGCCAGGACAAAGGCACCUGGACGCAGACUCCUCAGCAUGGGCUCCCCUGCAGUUGCCAGGCGGCCGGACACCAGAGAGACCACAGCGAAGUAGCCAGCACUUGGGGCUCCUGGCUUUCCCUGUGGGAGCUCGGUCGCCCCGCACCCUCUCCGUCCGCGGUCCUGCUGGGAUUUCCUGUGGACACACGGGGGAGGGGGGCGAAAGAGCUGUGGUGGGAGCUCCGGUCCUGCACUGCUGGAGUCGGGGUCGCAGGCUGAGGGCCCCUUCCUGGUGGGGGCGGGGAGAUCGCCAGCGGCUGGCUCCGCGGGCUGGGGUGCUCUUGGCAGGCGUUCCAAGCUCCCAGGCCCGUCCAUCCUGGAGGGGGGCUUCCGGGAAGAGGCGUGCGUCUCUGUGCCGGCUCCUCGGUACCCAGCGCGUCCUGCCCUGACCCUCUGCCACACCAGACCCCAGACCCGGCUGUGCCCGUUAGGCGUCGCCACAGUCAUGCUGUGCCACAGGGCACCCCACGACUCCUGACCCACAACAGACGAGCUUGCCUAGCGUGUGGGGCUGCGGCCAGCUGUCCGGGCCGGGCAGUUCUGGCUCUACCUGGGCUCCCACGUCCCAGGCCCACUGGGUGUGAGCUCUCAUGGGGGCUUCAAGGGCAGAGGGCCCUGGGGUCCUCUCGCCCUCCUCAAGCGUCCUGCGCCCCCUGCGGGCGCCACACCGGCUGGCAUCGUGUCGGCCGAAGCGAGUCCCCCAGGGUGGGAAGGGGACGCUCCACGUUUGGCCCCCUGUGCACAGUCCUGUGGCAGAAGGCCGAGAACUCGGAGGGUGGAGCCCUGGCCCGGCCCCCAGGCAGCCUUGGUCCAGAUGGCACCAUUUCAGAACUCGCCUUCCCCGGAGAGCAAGAGCAGGUGCCCUGGCCACUCUGGUGGGGCCGGGUCCCCGUGUUGUGCCGUUCUGGGGGCAGGGCGAGCAGGGACGCAGGCCGUGUAGAGGGUCCCGUGGGUGAGGAUAGUCCUUCUGUAUCCCUGGCCCUCCACGCCUGAUUCAGAGCCACCUGCCCCAUCUCACACCGUGUGCCAAUCCCCUACUUCCACCUUCGCGGCUCCCACCUCACACCCCCUCCCCGGACUGGCCCAGGCCCCAGUGAGCUCUGUACCCUGAGGCCGGCUGGGGGCUCCCGAGCCCAGAGCUGGCUGAGCCGGCUGCUGCUCACCAGGGCAUGGAGAAACCACAGCCCUGGCUCAUCCACUCCCUGCAUCCGGGUGCGGUUAGAGGAAGCAGCCCAACCCCACCCCCAGCAGCUGCUGCCCAGGAGCCCUCCCGGUUCAGUCAUUAGACGCCGCCCGUGCGCCCCCAGCCACGCUGCUGAGGUGCCCCGUUCUUCCACGUGUCGCCUGACGUGGUCGACCAGCACCCCGCACAUGCGGGCUGAGAGGCUGCCGCGCCGAUCUGUGAGCUCGGUGCCGGGCAGUUCGGGGCCUCUGGGACCAGAAGGCAGCUUGAUGGACACGUGCGGGUGCCAGGGCAGAGGGGACACACAAACUGGGAGACGGGGGGCUGGGGCCAUCCGGGCUGGGCGGAGGGGACCUGUCUGCUUGCCAGGGUGCAGAGGGACACAGCAUGCUGUUCCAGAAGCUUCCAACUCGAGGUCCAGGCAGGAAGACGAGGAACCCACACGUCACGGUCCACCGGCCGGGAAGGCGCUGGCCCCCUUCUGCUCAGAGCAACGGCGUCCCAGGUCCAGAGGGCAGCUCUGUCCGUGACCUGGGCCUGGGCCGCCAUCAGCAGCCAAGAGGUGGCACGGAGCCGGCUGGAGCCCUGCAGGGGCUGGGGGGGCUGCCCUGGCCGUGGCUGCGGCUGGCAGAGGUCAGCCAGCUGUGGCCUUCGUGGUGGCUCGGAAUGGAGGCAGAAGGUGGCAGCCAGGACUGGGGUUCCCCUUCUGAACAGAAAUAAUGGGGGGCUUGGCCAGGAAUCCUCAGCGUGGUACCUGGGGAGGCCUCGUCCCACAUCAGCUCCCCUCGGGACCCCCGAGCGGGUCAGGGACGCCUUGGGGAGCCCCUUCACCCCCAGCACAGGGAAGUCUCGCCCCUCAGAGGAAGGGGAAGGGCUCCGGCCGGGGCCAGUGGCAGCCACAAAGUUGGGGACCUGGAAUCAAAAACCGGCCAGGUUCGGGCAUCCCCAGCUUGGAGGGACACCCCAGGCUCAAGCUUCGUUACCCCCAAGGUUUGUGCAGCCUGUGGGCUGCUCCUCCAUGGGGUGGGGAGCAGUGCUGUGCACAGGGAGGAGCCCUCGCCUGGGGCUUGUCUGCCUGCAGCCCACCCAGCCUCGGCUUCCUCUUCUGUGAAAUGGGACCACGAGCACCCGCCCAGGAUGGCUGUGGGGCCCCUUGCAUUGAAGCCGCCAGCACGAGGGUUCUUGGCCGUAUCCCAGACGACCUCGCCUGCCACUCAGGGAAGAGACCACUGGCCCUAGCCCUCGGCGUGGCAUCGGCGACCGGGCUGCUUCCGCACACACAGCCAGCUGCGCCCCUGCCGAGGGCCAAUCUCUCUGUGCCUCUUCUGUGGAGAUCCCUCCACGCCACCCACUCCCACCACGAGAACUCUCAGCCGUGAGAUGCACCCUCGGCCGUCCCGCGAGACGAGUGUACAGGAGGCGGGUGGGUGCCUGCUGGCCCCUGCCCCGCGGCUGUGACAGCCCCGAGGGCCGCAGCCCCUGGAGUGGAGCCUGGAGACCCGGAGGGGGCGGGCACGGAAGCAGCGUGUGUCCGUGUGUCCGUCCCGGAUAGAAAGGUAGCUUCUAGGAUCAAGGGGAGGUCAGGUCACGUGACCCCCUUGCUCCCACACUUGUGGGUGAGGGGCCGUUGUCGCUAGGGAGAGUUUCGCGGGAUUCUCGCCAGCGCUCACUGGUGUCCAUGGCUCGCCAUCUGUUCUCAGCAUUUUGUUUUAUUUUGUUUUUAACUACAGCCGCCCACUGGUCAGGCCCUGGGGCUGGUCACCACGACCCCCGCUCGCUGGCCCCCCAAAGCUUCUGGUUCUCACAGAUUCCACUGCAAAGCAAAUAAAAUCAUCUUGAC
Molecule: messenger RNA, 6720 nt
Organism: Lepus europaeus (European hare)
Lineage: Eukaryota; Metazoa; Chordata; Mammalia; Lagomorpha; Leporidae
Gene: TBC1D16
Product: TBC1 domain family member 16
Exons: 12
Coding region: 117-2348 (743 amino acids)
Biological process (GO): activation of GTPase activity
Cellular component (GO): early endosome
Molecular function (GO): GTPase activator activity
Source: RefSeq, a predicted model, not a curated record